AACUUGUGGUAUGAAAGACCAGAAUCUGAAUAGCUGGCAGAAAGAGAGGACCACGUUGUAAUAUUUUUGAGCCGAGAGAGUUGAUGAAUUUUGGAAUGUGCCGGUAGCCGGUAUUGUGUAGAUAGAUAACUUAAAUGAUCUUGACGACCGUGGAAUAAUUUACCUCAUCUAUCUGCACCUGACCAAACCCCGAUGUUACAUUCCGCUAAAGCUUCUGUAGGGGAAAGGUGACACCAACACACACAAAAAAAAUCAUCAUUUCAAGUCAGACUUCCUUGAGAUAGUCAACACGAUUACCAACCACUCAGCAUCAUGGCCAACUUUGACUGUGUGGAUCGCUGCAUCAGCCGCAUCUUCUACAAACUUGGACGCCAAGUGUACAAACAUAAGCUCAUCUUCUUACUCAUACCGCUUGCGAUGGUGACAUUCCUGAUGACCGGAUUUACACACUUUAUCAUUGAUGACAACGUGGAGUAUCUCUUCACACCCGAGAACAGCCAAAGCCGUGACGAUCGAGCGACAACGAAGGAGCUUUUCAUGACGGGAGAUGAAGGAGUGGAGUUUCUGCCGAACCGGGAGCUUGAUCUCUUCAUCCGACGUGGAAGAUUAAUCAUCACACCAGCAGAGGGAGACAACAUCAUGAAAAAGGAGAUGUUCGAGGAGAUCGUGAAGCUGGAUGAGAAGAUCCGAACCAUCUCUCUCCAUGACAACGGAACCCUGGACAACUACAGCACCCUGUGCAUGAAGUGGCUUGGACAGUGCCUGGACAACAACAUCAUGACCAUCUACCGUGACAAUGUGGCCAUGUUUGACCACAUCAACUUGACCUACCCGUACUUCAACACUCCGCAGUACCCGCUCUUCAUCGGCCCCAACCUAGGGGGUGUGGUGGUUGAUGAGGAUACUGACAUGGUCAAGAGUGCCAAGAAUGUCUUGCUGAUCUACACUCUCUCAACGGGCAGCAAGGAGCAGGAUCUUCUUGCUGAGGAUUGGGAGAAAGUCUUUGACAAACUCAUCGAGAAAUCUUCCACAGAGAUGAAGCACAUCAAGUUGGCAAGAAGCACGUCAUGCUCACUCUCCCAUGAGAUCACCGAGGCAAGCAUCCACAUCAUUCCCCGCUUUGCCGUCACCUUUGUGUUGAUGAUCAUGUUUGCUGUUCUCUCCUGCAUCAUGAGGGAUUGGGUUCUGAGUAAACCAUGGUUAGGGUUCCUUGGGGUCCUGUCAGCGGUUUUUGCAGUCAUCUCUGCUGUUGGACUUCUCAGCUACUGCCAGCUCAAGUUCAAUGAGAUCGUCUCUCUCAUGCCGUUCCUUGUCCUUGGUGUUGGUGUUGACAACAUGUUCAUCAUGAUCGCCGGCUGGCGUCAGCUGAGCAUCUACGUCCCGACCGAGGAGCGCAUGGCUCGUACCUUCUCCGAGGCUGCUGUCUCCAUCACUAUCACCAACCUCACAGACAUGUUGGCCUUCAUCAUCGGUGCCACCACCUCCUUGCCUGGUGUCCGGACCUUCUGUAUCUAUGCUGGUGUUGCCAUGCUCUUUGUCUACUUCUACCAGCUAUCUUUCUUUGGUGCCUGCAUGGCCUACAUUGGUGAGAGGGAGGCCAACAAUAUGCACUGCUACACUUGCAAGAAGGUUUUGCCUAAGGAGGAGGCACCCAACAAGUUCUACCAGAUUUUCUGUGCAGGAGGGAUCUCCAAGACGACACGGACCAAGGUUGCAGACAUGGAGCACCGCAUCAUGAAGUUCUUUGGGGAACAGUUCGGACCCUUCAUCAUGAAGAGCCCUCUCAAGGUCCUGAUUGUCCUGUCUUACUUGGCGUACAUUGCUGGUGCCAUCUACGGACUCUUCCACAUCACCCAAGGUCUCCAGCUGAACAGCCUUGCCAGAGAUGGCUCUCCUGCUUUCAUCUACUACAGCUACGAAGAUGAGUACUUCAAGAGGUACGGUCCCGUCAUCAGUGUCAUCAUGCAGGAUGAGUUGGAAUACUGGAACCCUCAGACGCAGCAAAAGAUCGAGGACCUGACGCGACAAUUUGAGGACAGCGAGUAUAUCUACGGGAAGCAGCUCACAGAAUCAUGGCUUCGCAUGUACUUGAUGUUUCUCCAACAAUCCCUGGGCACCACAGAGGUUGACAAGACCACAUUUGUCACCCUCCUGCAGAAUCAGUUCUUGACGCAACCAAUGUUUAAGCAGUACUCGUUGGAUAUCAAUUUUAAGAAGGAUGCGAACGGAAUGGCCACUGACAUCGAAGUGUCUCGGUUCCUUGUCAUGUCAAAGGAUAUGGUGAAUACAACUCGAGAGGGCGACAUGAUGAUUGAAGUCAGAGACAUUGCCCAAGCAAGCAACUUUAAUCUCACAAUAUUCAAUCCAGCAUUUGUCGUUUAUGAUCAAUAUAUCGGGGUAUUGCCAAACACCCUUCAAACUCUUGGUAUCGCUCUAGCGUGCAUGUUUUUCGUCGCCUUGAUAAUGAUACCUCAUCCUGUCUGUGCAUUAUGGGUAACAUUCUGUGUCAUCUCCAUAGAUACAGGGGUCAUAGGUUACAUGUCACUUUGGGAUGUUCCUCUGGACCCCAUCUCCAUGCUAAACAUUAUUCUCUGCAUCGGUUUCAGUGUAGACUUCUCGGCGCAUAUCACAUACGCCUUUGUCAUCGCGCCAAAGGACAAACCAAAUGAUCGCGCCAUAUCAGCAUUGCGGGCACUUGGAAUGCCCAUCCUUCAAGGAGCUUUGUCGUCAAUCCUCGCAAUAUCCGUCCUGUCGACUGCACCUGUUUAUGUCUUUCGCAUAUUCUUCAAGACGCUAUUCCUUGUCAUGAUUUUUGGAGCCUACCAUGGACUCAUGCUCCUUCCCGUAAUCCUAUCCUACAUGGGGCAUUGUAUGCCUCAUAAAAAGGAGGAGGACGACAAGGAGAAGUACUUCGAAAAGUCGCCACUCCCAACAAGCGAAAAAGACAUUCAGGACUUCAAAUCGCUCAAAGCGUAUAGACACGAACAUGGUAAAAUCGCAACGAUUGAUCAAUGUUUUGUUCCCCUUUCUUUGCUUGAUAUUCCUGUAACAACCAUCCCUUCAGAUAAUUGAGUGUCUAACUAUUUUUUUAAGCCCAAGAUCAUGUAUUUUUCGUGUCUGUGACGUCAGUGUUUCUAUUCUUUAUAUUCAUGCAUGGUUUUAUGUUAUGGUUGUGUGGAUUUUUUUUUUAGUCGGAGACUCUUGAUAUUCCUUUCCUCAAACUACAUUGUGAUUAAAAAUGCAGAUGGUUCAUAGUCUACAGCCACAGACCCUGCGCAAAAAACAAAAACCUGUGUUUCUUUGAAACAUAGUACAGCUCACUGAAUAUUAGACGAUUCCAGGGAUUCUUUCAACCGUUAAAUAUCUAGAAUGAUUUUAGAUGAAUUGGGAUUCUAAGUCAGUUCUACCCUUAGACUUUUCUCGAGUCCCAUGUAAAUUAUGAAAUGGUCAUUAAGGGUUUGUGCCUUUAGACUAGUUGAUUCACACCAUGACGCGUCAUGAUGUGAGGAUGUCCACCGAUAUUCAUCCCACUGCUGCCACCGUAAUUCUUUUAAGAAAAAUCAAUUUCACGUUAUGAAAAAAAUAGCACGUUAAACUCAAUACUGACUGUAAGUCACCAAGAAGUUCUGUUUCGUACUUUCUUGACCAUCAAGUUCACUUUGUAUAACUAUUCUGAAAACACAUAGGUCUGGCGGUUGACAAUAGUAGGUACACACGUCUACAUUAAGUCACUUUAUGGAUUACAAUGUCAGACUAUUUUCAAAUGAAAUAAGUGAUUUUAUAUUAUAUCACAGCUCAAGGUAGCACGCAACAAAAUUUCCCCAGAAUUAUGAUUGCUCGUUUUCUUUGUUUUUCUUCUUGGAUUAUACAACUGAGUCGAUCAUGGUUUGAAAGUUGUUCAACUUAUUGUGAUUUUUUUCUCACUCCUGUCUUUGCAUCUUUUAUUUCAAACGUAUACAUAUAGAUUCUCUUUCGUGAAAAACGGUUAUUUUAGGAUUGCAUUACUUUUGUUACAGUUACACAAACAAAAGUUACCCUGCACUGGUCAAAGUUAUUGUGCUAUUCCAGAAUGACAUACUCUUUAUAGCUAUGGAGUUGGUCUGUUGGUGUGACCACGUCUAUUGGUUUGUGUGGAACCAAAGCGGUUGUUAUGCAACGCCUGCCCCCCUUUUUUUUAGCUCUUUGCAGAUUUGAAUGCAUGAUUAUAUGUGUUUUUCAUUUGAUUUAAUAUCACUUUAGAUUACCCUUAUAUCUAAUUCCGCCGCACGACUACAGACCGGGCUAGUGUUAUAUCGAACACACAGCUGUCGGUCGAGCGUCGAGGUUGGGUUUCGCCGUCGUGUGAUAUGUAUGGCUCUUCGUUGAGAUUUAUUUUUCAUUUAUAAAAUGACACCUUGCUAAUAUAAGUCACAGCUUUAUGUGCAUUGUUUUCAGUUUGUGAAAAUUAAUUGUCUCGCCUUUGUUUUUCUUUUUGUUUAUAUUGUUUGCUGGCAAAUAUAUAUAAAUAUAUAUAUAUGUAUGUAUAUAUAUAUAUUCACUCCAAGUUUGUCAACGUACUUUAUAAUGAUGUUUCAGUGACGACCAAUGCAACUUAUUGCAAACCAAUGUGACAUUAUUUCUUUACGUUAUAAAUAUAUUUAUAUGAGAAAUAUAUGUUUCUGACUACAUAUAGCUGUUGGGCAGUUGAACACAUUGCAAAUCCUGAAUAUAAUAUAGUCUAGAUUUUAUACAAAGAUAUAUAUAUUUUACUGAUAGUUAUCUUGUGCAAAGUAACGGUAACAAAGUUACAGAUGAUUGUUUUUUUAUGAUUCUCAGAAUACUAUUAUUUUUCUCUUGUAAAGGCAGUUCAGUAUUUAUUGAAUAGAGAGUAAUACCCACAUAUUCUCAACCUGUUUAUCGAGAAAAUAGGAUUCGAAUUGUAGAAUUAAGAAGUCCUAAUGCAUAGGCCUAUAUAGUGUAUCCAACAAUAUUUUUUUCGAAAAGAAACUCUCCUCGGAAACUCUUUGGGUUAAGAGUAAAACGGUGAUUUUCACAGGCACAUGUUAUAAGCUACUGCAAAACACUGCAUUUGAUUGGCUACUCUGAGCAGUUAAGUCUGCGAAAACACUGGGAAAUUCGUCAUGAAAUAUACUCCCUGGAUGACAGAGAGAGUUUUCGCAUUUACAACUCUAUAACGCAUAGAUGAUUCCUUUGAAAAUGGAAUUAAAAUCGCAAUGGAGAGCUGAGAGGCUUUUGUCGAAAGUUGGACUGGGACAGCAGAUCAUCUGAAGAUUUGCACCGAACAAAUAAUUGCAAAUAUGGUGUCGUCCAGAGUCAUGAGAUUCCGAUGCUGUUCUGGUCCACCAACUUUCCGACAAAAGCCUCUCGGAUCUCCAUUGUGUUUUGACUUGCAUUUAAAAAAAAGGGAAUUGGUGCGUUGUAGACUUUCCCCGUAGUAAAUGCGAAUCUCAAGAUUCGCGCUUAGUAGAUUUCAUCAUUUUGGCGGGAAAUUAAAUUAAGUUGUCAUAACAUUGAAUUUGAGCAUUAUCAUUCCUUACAACUUCAACUCGUCUCUAACAAAGGCAAAAAAUGUCUUACGAGGAGACCUUAUUUUGCUCUCAUCACUAAGUAGAUUUAAGCACCGUGCCUUCAUAUCAACACUGCAAGUAGUAUAGACCUUUACCGAUUUCUAAUGGAACAGUUCAUAGAUAGAAUAUUAUUGCCAAGCGUAGAGUCUUUUAAUGGAUAUUUUUUCUAAGAUUGUGCAAGGACUGGAAAAGUGUAUAAAUGUAUAUAAGAGAAUUUAUAUUGUAAUAUUUCAUGCACAUUAUUUCCUUUCCAAAGUGAACAGACUACCGAUUGUAGUUUGGCUAUUUAUUCAUAUUUGACUUAUUAUGACCGUCUGGUAUUCCAAAUCAAAUGUAAGAUUGUAGGACGAUGUUUGUAAGUUUUGUUGAUCAUUAAUUUUGAUUAGUAUACACGGAGACAGUACAGGCUUGUCUUUUCGAUGAUUAUUGUUGACAUUUGAGGCUUUGAUUUGCAAAUAAUAUUAGAUUUACAUGAUUGAGCAACUAAAACCAUAUCCUGGAAAGAACGUUAUUACUCAGUGUGGUCAAAAUGUUGAGCACACUGAAACCAUCUUCGCACUGUUGAAGUUGAACACUUUAAUAGUGUGAAUCACAUAUUCACACAGUCGAUUAUGUGGACACACUGCAAACACGCUAUGAAUACACUGUGAAUACACUCUGAACACACUGUGAUCCCACUGUGAACACAGUUAACACAUUGUCAACGCACUGUAUACACGCAUUGAACACACUGGUUACUCACUGUGGACACACCGUGAGCAAGUGUGAACACACGGGACACACUGUCAACACACUGUGAACUCAUGGUGAAUACACUGAAUACAUUGUGAAUACGCUGUGGACAAACCGGGACACUGUUUUGUUCCCAGCUAGGAAUGACUCGUCUUGUUCUGAGAAGCUGUUGUAUGUCACAUUCCCUGACAGAAGCAAAGAUUUUUAAGGGAAAGAAUAUCAUUGAUUGGUGCUGAAUUGCAGAUCUAAAUUAGAUGGUACCAUAAUUUAGUGAAGUCUAUUUUACAGAGGAAAACAAAAAGACACAGGAAGAUUUGCUUUGCAAAAUUCACAUAUACGCGAAGACGAAGAAGAAAUGCGUCAAGACAAGACUUAAUUUAACAGCAAAAAUGCACCAAUCACUUUACACCAGUGUUGAAUUCAUGAUGUUAUCAUAAUACAUUACGUGCUUUAUUUGAACACUAUGUAGUGUAGUAUUCAAAGUCCAGGGUGUAUUUAUAACACCAUAAUGUGUGGUGCUCUUAGAACACCGACUGGUGGUGAGUUAACACCGUUUCGUUUAAAGUGUAAAUUGUGUAGUGCAGGAUUGCUACACUUCAAAACGACGACGGUGUGAAUUUAACACCAGCCUGGUAUCCAUUUUACAAAACACCAGAUAAAUUUUGAAUCAGCCCAAUGCCGAAUUGGUGCUGCUUCAAGACUAUUUCGCUGGGGUUGUCCUAUUAAGAUACCGGGUUGGUGUAAAAUCAACACCGGCGAUUAUGCAUUUUAAGGAUUACUUUUAAGCCGCAAUGUAUUACAUUUUCGUUCUAUUUAUUAUCGUUAUUUCAUAUUGUUUGAAGUUUAUUUUGAUGGAUAUCUAUAUGUUCUCUCGCGUGUACAUGAUUAUCAAUACCUGAUACACAGAAGUAUGUUGCAAUCAAGAUAACGAAAAAAGAAGUCCGUAAUUAUAUUCAGUUAUUGUACUGUAUUGUAUUUGUUUACGAUGUGAUUGUAAAGGCCUGUCUGCAAUAAAAUAUGAAAAAU
Messenger RNA from Lytechinus variegatus (green sea urchin), 7325 nucleotides. RefSeq names its product patched domain-containing protein 3-like. The transcript is spliced from 5 exons. Gene Ontology annotation, cellular component: membrane. Bases 313 to 3072 code for a protein of 919 amino acids. The record is from RefSeq and is a predicted model, not a curated record. NCBI's taxonomy places the organism in Eukaryota, Metazoa, Echinodermata, Echinoidea, Temnopleuroida, Toxopneustidae.